AUCAGCCCGUGUACUCAGUCUGAAGUCAACGCCGGAAGGGAACGGUUCGCGAGUGUGCUGUUUGAAAAGUGGAAAUUUUGGGUUUCGGAAAUUAUUCACGAAUUUUCGGCGUACGAAAAAGUAGCAGCAGUGGAAAGUGUGUACAAAGUUUGACCGUGUUCUAAAAUUAGCCAAAGGAAAGGCAAGAAAAGAUCCAGUGUGGCAAGCAAACUUCCGGUGGUGGUGGUGAUCCGGAAGGCACCCCGUCCAAAAUGAACCCCGCGGACAAGGCCGAGCUGGUGAAGAAGCUGACCCCUCUGCAGUACCACGUGACGCAGGAAGCCGGGACGGAGCGGCCCUUUACGGGCAAGUACAACAAGUGCUACGACCGGGGCACGUACGUUUGCGUCGUUUGCAGCCAGGAACUGUUCAGCUCGGACACCAAGUAUGACUCUGGCUGCGGGUGGCCCGCGUUUAACGACGUUCUGGACAAGGGCAAGGUGACGCUUCACGCCGAUGCCAGCUUAGCCGGCGGCAAUCUCCUAUUGUUAAUCACACAACCAGGCCGCGUGCGGACCGAGGUCCGGUGCUCCAAGUGCGGUGCCCACAUGGGUCACGUGUUCGAGGAUGGGCCGCCGCCGACGCGGAAGCGGUACUGCAUCAAUUCGGCCUCCAUUGAGUUUCUCGAGGCCGGAACGGAACGUCGGGACCCGCCAUCGAGCUAGAGGAAAGAGGAGUGCUCCGAGUAAAUGUGUUAUCCUCCGGAAUGUCGUCUACGAGUGCGAGAGAUAUAGAGAGUCCGCAGUACAAAAGCCUUUGAGAUGUUUGUCGAUGAAUUAGAGCACAACCAUUCGUCCUCUCACGGGCAUCACCACUGUUGAGCGUUAUAAUACUUUCAUUGUUUUUGAUCGUCUUUGAGAAAUUAGUAUGUGCGGUAAACCUCGACCUCGGUUCAGAAGAAGGCCAACCAAUCAGGUAAUUGAUGUGCUGUAAAUUUUGUCCAUGUUCUUUGCUGUAAUUCUCACGAUUUCAAAACUGCUCCGUGAAGACUAACCCGUAGAUAUUUAUUAAACCUCACAAAACUUAUGAAUAAAAAAAAACUACACGCUGAUUUGUGUGUAGGGUAGCAGAAGACAAGCCGGACUUGAUGAGAGUAAGUGGUAAGGUGCAAAGAAAAUACAAUCGAUCCAAUGAAUCGAACCUGUGUGGGAACUCCAACCUCCAUAGCGCGUGCAGUCUUCGGUUGCAAAUAAAACGUUUUAUUGUAUCAGUUUUUAGAA
Messenger RNA from Culex quinquefasciatus (southern house mosquito), 1259 nucleotides. RefSeq names its product methionine-R-sulfoxide reductase B1 (gene SelR). The record is from RefSeq and is a predicted model, not a curated record. The coding region runs from base 252 to 704 and encodes 150 amino acids. Gene Ontology annotation, molecular function: peptide-methionine (R)-S-oxide reductase activity. Gene Ontology annotation, biological process: protein repair; response to oxidative stress. NCBI's taxonomy places the organism in Eukaryota, Metazoa, Arthropoda, Insecta, Diptera, Culicidae. The transcript has 3 exons. Gene Ontology annotation, cellular component: cytoplasm.